Notothenia coriiceps (black rockcod) is the source of this 2889-nucleotide messenger RNA. Its product is annotated as BMP/retinoic acid-inducible neural-specific protein 3-like. The transcript is spliced from 6 exons. Lineage: Eukaryota; Metazoa; Chordata; Actinopteri; Perciformes; Nototheniidae. Gene Ontology annotation, biological process: negative regulation of mitotic cell cycle; positive regulation of neuron differentiation; nervous system development. Gene Ontology annotation, cellular component: neuronal cell body; dendrite; cytoplasm. Bases 1 to 2112 code for a protein of 703 amino acids. The record is from RefSeq and is a predicted model, not a curated record.
AUGGAUCUGAGACACAUAGACUGUGAUGGACAGGUAGUAGCGUACCAUUCCAACGCUCUGAUCGCUGCCCCUGUAAGCUCCUGCAGCUCCUCACAUCCUGCUGCACGGCGUUCCCGCUCGCUCGGAGGGGGGGCUGACAGGGAAUUUGGCCGCUGGAAGGUGAACAGCUUGGCCCUGGAGAGACAAGAGAACAAUGGCUUUUCCUUGCCACUGGACCCCGAGUUCCUCCAGACCAUUAGGCAGUUGGGCAGAAGGCCCAGUCUCAGCUCCAUCACUGACAACAUUAUCAGGAAAUACGGAACCCACUUCCUGCUCUCUGCUACACUGGGAGGGGAAGAGUCAUUAAUGAUCUUUGUGGACAAGCGGAAGUUGAGUCGGACGUCUGAAGUGAGCGAAUCGAACAGCACAGCUGUGACUCUGGAGGCUCUGCACCAGCUGGCGGCCUCCUACUUCAUCGACCGGGAGAGCACCCUCCACAAGCUGCACCACAUCCAGAUCGCCUCCACUGCCAUCAAGAAGGAAGAGGUAAUAGACACUUCAAAACGAGUCAGAAAAGCCUCCACAAGCAGCGACGAGGGCAGCUGCAGCGGUCAUGUUGAUGGUCAAAACCAGGAGGAGGUUAGCGCCGCAACAGCUAGCCAGCUAGCUAACCGACAGCUAGCCAAGCCCGGGCAGGAGGCUGGCACCGUGGCAGCAGCGGGUCAGGUUCACCGCCAGCCGGAACAGGAGCCAGCUACCGUCAGCCAGGUGGACCACCAACAGCAACGGGUGGAUGAGUUCCAGAACUUCGUUCGAAGGCUCCCCACGUUCUAUGCCCUGAACACAUCGGCCAUCCAAUACUUCUGGAAGGCGGAGCCAACCAUCCACGAGCGCUACAAACAGCUGGAGCUCAGCACCCAGCAGCUCCUGAGCAAAGCCCAACGAAUCAUCAACAAGCUAUUCACCCUCAGCAAGAGGUGUCGCACUCAGCCCAAAAUCAUUAUGCUGAGGGAGAGGCCCUUCACCUACUGGCUGAACUACAUCCUCUCCAUCAUGUACUGCAGUGAGAACAAUCACAUCGGUUCUUACCUGGAGGACACCCGGAGCUGCUCCUGUCCCUACGAGCACCCCCCCUGCCAGGGUGUGAUCCCCUGCACGGUGGGCGAAGGCACCUCCUGCGCCUCCUGCUCCUACGAGAACCGCUCCCGCUGCGCCACCUGCAACCAGGGCUACAUGCUGAGUCAGGGCCUGUGCCGCAACGAGGUGCCCGACUCUACGGAUCACUACAUCGGCUUCGAAACAGACCUGCAGGACCUGGAGCUGCGCUACCUUCUGCAGAGACGCGACAACCGCAUCAGCAUACACGGGAUCUUUGUCAGCAACGAUGUCAGGCUGAAUAACUGGUUCGACCCGUCAUGGCGGAAGAGGAUGCUGCUGACGCUGAAAAGUAAUAAAUACAAGUCAAACCAUGUCCACAUGCUCCUGGGGAUGUCUCUACAGAUCUGCCUUACCAAGAACAGCACUCUGGACCCCUUGCUGUCUGUGUACAUCAAUCCGUUUGGGGGGAGCCACUCGGAGAGUUGGAUCAUGCCCAUUGAACAGGACAACUACCCAGACUGGGAAAGGACUAAAUUAGACCUUCCCUAUGAUUGCUACAACUGGACUUUGACUUUGGGCAACAAGUGGAAAACCUUUUUUGAGACGGUCCACUUUUACCUGCGCAGCCGGAUCAGAGGGCCCUCGAGUACCGGGAAUGGAACUGUAUAUUAUGAACCCUUGGAGUACAUGGAAUCGGGGAAAAAUCUCGGCUACAUGAAGAUAAACAGCAUCCAGGUGUAUGGCUAUAGUAUGCAUUUUGACCCAGAUGCGAUCCAGGACUUGAUUUUACAGCUUGACUACCCAUACACUCAGGGAUCGCAGGACUCCGCCCUGCUGCAGCUGCUUGAGAUCCGGGACCGGGUCAACAGGCUCUCCCCGCCCGGAGCUCAGCCUCUGGACCUUUUCUCCUGUCUGCUGCGCCACCGGCUCAAACUGUCCACCACGGACGUUGCCAGGAUCCAGGCAGCGCUGCAGACUUUCAGUGCCAAGCAGCCCAACUCGUUGGAAUACGAAACUACCAAAUUAUGUAGCUAAUAAGUGGGCGGGCGGCCAGGUGCACAGAUGGCGGAGCAGUUAUCACACAGGCAUGAUGACGGUUAAGAGCAAUCCUGGAGUCGAGGAAGGGGACAUUUGGGGGACAUUUUUGUUGUCGUCAUGGAUCUCAAGAGUGCAUUUUAGAUCCUCAUGUCAGCUUUUCGUAUAAAUUUGUACAACAUUGUAGAUUUAAGGAGCACCAAACUUGCCUCAUACUGUAGCUUUUUUUCUUUCCUCUACGGAUGAAAAUAAUAACUUUGACAGUUGAUAGUAUAAAUGUCAAUCUCUGCCAUCACUGAUAUGUUGCCAGUGUGAUGACGUUUGUAGGUUGCACAUAUUUAAAUCGCUCAUGUACGUAAACAAAAACUUUUGCUGAAGUAUUACCCAAGCAAUGUAAGCAUCUCACAGAUAUAAACAUCUCAACACAUCAGCAUGUUUUUUGUUUAUACUUUCCUCAUCACAUUUACUCCCCCCCCCAGUACAAAGAUAACCAUACAUCCUUGUUUUACUACCAUUGAACUCCCUUUUUAACCUGGAACAUGAUGGGCACCUCAUUGUUUUUAGCUUUCCAUUCAACAAUAAACUCCUUUUUUUGAAAACUGUACUACACAUUUUAGUAAGAAAAAGACAAACAACAACUCAAUAAACAAACAAAUGACGAUGUAGUAUUCCAUAUUUGCUGAUAAAAACGAGACCAUGAUCACAAUAUAUGUUUCAUGUGCUUUUAUUUUUAUAAUGCUGUUGUUUGUGAAAAAGUAAAAAAAAAAAGUAAAAAAA